Molecule: messenger RNA, 3385 nt
Organism: Leptinotarsa decemlineata (Colorado potato beetle)
Lineage: Eukaryota; Metazoa; Arthropoda; Insecta; Coleoptera; Chrysomelidae
Gene: Rbcn-3A
Product: rabconnectin-3 alpha
Biological process (GO): vacuolar acidification
Cellular component (GO): RAVE complex
Molecular function (GO): protein binding
Source: RefSeq, a predicted model, not a curated record
GAAAUCAAGAAGAGAAGAAAGACUAUAACGAACUCUUCGAUAAUAAUGUUACGAUGGAAGAGUCUUUGGACACUCUACUAGAAGACCACGAACCUGGCAGGUUGGAACGCAGGCCUUCCGAGAAAAACCUGAGCCAGAUGCAUUUCACGCCGAAACAGGGCAGGAUCCUCUCGCGGUUGCUGACGCACACGCAUCUUCCAGGUUUGUCCAGUUUGGACCAGAUGCACCUGCUCGCUUUGGCUGACACUGUGUCAACGUGCAACACGGACUUGGCCGAACGGUUCGCUAUCGACGCAGCCAAAUCCGCUAUGAUGAAAGAGAAUCCGAUGGGCCAGAAGGAAGAUCUGCUGACAGACAAUCUGGACGAUUGCGGGCUGAGGUUUUUGUUGGCAAUGAAGCAUUAUGGGUAUUUGCUGAGAUGCUUGCCGAUUGCUCAACGGACGCAGUUCCAGAAGCAGGGAGUCGGCAACAACAAUCUAGCUUGGGCUUUCCAUUCGGAGAGCCAGGAAGAACUUCUCAACUUAAUUCCAAGCUAUGCCAAGGGCGAACCUACCUGGCCUCAUCUCAAAGAACUCGGCAUUGGAUGGUGGAUCCGGAACUUGAAUCUUCUGAAGCAAUGCAUCCAGGUUCUCGCUAAAGCCGCUUUCCAAUCCAACCAAGAUCCGAUGGAUGCUGCGCUCUAUUAUAUCGCGCUUAACAAGAAAAACCUUUUGUGGGGUUUGUACAGAUCGAAACGAGACGAAAGAAUGACUGCUUUCUUCUCAAACAACUUCUCGGAAGACCGAUGGAGGAAGGCGGCUUUGAAAAAUGCUUACGCUCUUCUCGGUAAGCAACGAUUUGAUCACGCGGCUGCGUUCUUCCUGCUGGCAGGCAAUUUGAACGAUGCCGUUGAGAUCUGUUUGAAUCGGUUACAUGACCUUCAGCUGGCCAUAAUCAUCGUGAGGUUGUACAAAGGGGAUGGGGAAGAGCUGAAGUCGUUGUUACAGAGAGAAAUAUUAGGAUGCGAUGUUAAUGGGGAAAACCAAGACUUGUCCAAAGCUCAUCCGGAUCCAUUCCUUCGAUCAAUGGCACUGUGGUCCCUAAGAGAAUACCACGCAUCGCUUGACACCCUUCUGGUCGGCAACGCUGGCCACCUCCAUCCGGCGCACGAUGAAGAAACGAGAGAGACCAAAGAGGCAGAUCCGAACGUUUUCAAUUUCUACGUGUAUCUCAGAACGCAUCCGUUGCUUGUGCGUCACCACCUCGCCAACUACGGCAAGAAGAAGGUUUGGGUUCCUGGCGGGAAGCAGAUCGUAAUCGACGAAUGGAUUACCCCUCUGGAGAGGCAGUUGUACUUCGCAACUGCUCAUGGACAUUUUAGGGCUGGCUGUCCCGCUCUGGCUCUGGAGGUGCUAUCCAAGCUUCCGCAUGUCGUUUCAGAAAGACCGAAGAGCAUUUCUGUGGAUUCUGGCAAAGGUAAGGAGCAGGAACAAUCGGAAAUCAUCACUGGAACGAUAAAUUGGAACGAAAAGCCAGUCCGCAGUUGUGACCUCGACUGGGGAGCACCCGUAAGCGACUCCACUGUAAAGACGGACGAUUUCGAAAUAAAAUGGAGCGACGAUGAAGGAGAGAAUGAAUCCGCAGAUUCCGACGAAGGAUUGAAUAUGACCAUCGGCAGCAAAAAAGAGGAUCCCAGAAACGAAGACGACGAGGAUGAAGACGAAGAGGAAAAGCAACAGCACAUUGAUAUUAUGGCUCAGCAACUGAAGUUCGUCGCUUGUUUGAAAAUUCUGAUGGAGGAGUUGUCGACAUUGGCCACUGGUUUCGAAGUUGACGGAGGUCAGUUGAGAUAUCAGUUAUACAUGUGGUUAGAGAAGGAGGUCGAAGCUUUGAGAGAGUUGUGCAACUACACUUCUGGUGAAAACGAAAUGGCAGAUCUGGAACAGCCCCCAGAUCCAGAAAAUGCAGGAACCAUAGAACCCUCCAGUGCUAAACCCACCCUACACGAAAUACUGGUCCAAGAAAAACUAGAUUUUGAAGCAAAAGUACAGAGAGCGGCCAAAAGAAAAUGUUGGCUGAGAGCCAAUGAAACUUUGUUGCGAACACUUUUGAGUUACUGCUCUUUGCAUGGCGCAACCGGCGGUUUGGCAUCCGUUCGAAUGGAGUUGAUGUUGCUGCUGCAAGAGCUGCAGCAAGAAAAGACCCACCAGCAACUACUGAGCCCGCUACCUUUCCCCACUAGUCUACCUCUUCUGGCGGCCAGCGUAGCUAGCAGCAAGACAGUCGUUGCCGAUCCUAUAAGAUACCUCCAAUGUCUGACGCAUGAUAUGUUGCAAACGCUGGUGGAGAUGUCACAACCGAGCACAAAUCAGAGCCAGCUGUUGGUGAUGAGAGAUUUGGCCAUUGCUCUUUCUGCCUGUAUUUAUCAGUCGUUGUGCGAUUCUGAUACCUUCAAGAAUUCCUUGCAGGAAGCCCAGGAGAUCGGCGCGACUCAUCUAGUAGGACGUAGAAGACGUAUUUCGGUAAAUGAAGGCCACAACAUCAUAACUUUACCAUCGAAAUGGCCUGGCGUCACCAGCUUGCGAGCUCUCCUCGCCCGGGAGAAGGACGAAGAUACGCCAAGAUUAACUGUCGUUCUGUGCGAGGCGUUCACCGCCGUCUAUAUGGCUUUGCUCCUUUAUGGAUUGGUCACCUGCGAUUGCAUUAUCCUCUUUCACGUUACUGCGCAUUCAUUCGAUUCGGAAGUUUGGGGAAAGUUAUUCGGCGGAGGCAUCAAGAAACUUCUUAGAACUGCCAGUAUGACUGGCAGCACGACUCACCCACAAUAUACAACUCAACAGAGCGUCCAGACACCCACUACUGAAGAAGCAAGCGGUCCAACGACUUGGCUUGGCAAGCAGAGAGUCAAGUUGAACACGAAGCUUCUCGGCCAACAACCGUCGCAUAUGAAAGAGGAUAAGCCAACGUACAGGGAGCAGUUCAUACCUCCCGAAAUGAGUAUCUUGGCAUUUUUACUCCAGAAGCCAAAUGUUGGUAAUUACAUUGAGGAAGUCGAGAGUGAAGUUGAGGAAGAGGAUGAAGACGAAGAUGUUUUUGACACUCCAGCCAAAUCUGUUGUCAAAACAGUCAACAACGAACAUUCAGAUCCGAACUCGUAUUCCUGGCUAGUGCUGAGAUUGGCCAUUUUGAAGAUCGUUCAUAGCAGGAUUAAUGAUUUUUUGGCAGUUGCUGGAUUAGAAAUUUCGGAACUUCCUGUGGCCAGUCCUCUGAUACACAGUAGCCUUAGAAAAUUGAAUUGUUGGCAGGAAAUGCUUCGCAAAGAAUUGGAUAACAGACAGACGCCUCCAGAAUACAUUCCCGGAUGUUUUGUAGAAAACACCAGCGGACCAGCCAUCCAAAAAUACCG